AUGACGGUCUCCAACAUUGAAAUCUUCCGUGUUGCCACACCGGCUGCUGCGGGCUGCAGAGGGAACAAAGCCCAGCGCCCUCGGGGACAGGGGUGGGCCGGGAGCAGGAAAGGAGGCCUCUCCCCGACUCGCCCUCCUCCCUCCCCUGCCGGGCUCCGGUUCCUAUUACCUGUUCUUCUCGUCUCUGUCAGCCACGCCACUCUUCGGCAGCGAAAGGAUCCGCCGCAUUGUCUCUGUCCGGUCCCCGCCGGCAGCUCUGCGGAGCCUGUCGAACCCCCUGUCCGGGUCGUGGCGCCUGGGCUGGGAGGAGGCGUGGUCCGCACUCUCACUCCCGGCGCCCGCGCCCGCCUUCCCGGGGCUGAGCCCCAGGGCAGCUCGCCCUUCCCCCUCCUGAAGCCCGACGUCUUCAUGGCUCUGUCUACCGGCUUCGGAGACCCGCUGGACUUUUCGCCGCCUCCGGAACCCUAUACGAGGAAGCAAAUCGCGUCCGCCACAGCCUCCAACCAGGAAACUCCGCGACUCUCAGCCCCUCAGAAGAGAAACAGAGAGGCGCCAAGCAAGGCCGUUACACGGACUGUGCACGCAUCUCCGGUGUCCCUGCGCGUGACACAAAUUUGGCCCCGAGGGAGCUCUGUGUGCCUGAGUCCCAGGAGCCCUAGAGGCCAGCGACAGCUUGUCACCAGGCCUGCGACGCCAGCGGGCGGGAGUCGGCGGAGCUCAGGACACUGACGACGGGCCUGGGGGAAAGCUGUCCCCACACAGCCUGGGGCCAGAGGAGCGGGAUGCCAGGGCCAGACGGAGGAAGACCGCGGGAAGCAGGCUGGACGUGCAGGGAAGGGUCCAGUCCCACCCGCGGGUGCAGGGAACAGCCUGUGGGGAGGGGACGCAGGGCCGCGUGGGAAGAGUCAGGGAGCUUAGGUGUACCGCCCGCGGCAGGAAGAGAGGGGAAGGCUGAGCAGUGAAGGGGUCCCCAAGUCAGCCAAGGCAGAGUUCCCAGGUACGAAUUCAGAGCCUGACGGUACUGGGCGGGGAGGUAGCCCCCACCUUCCUGAAGCCCCCUCCUCAGCUCUGCGAGCGUGAGGCUGGGGACGCCUGGGUAGGGCUGACGGUGAGCCCUGGGUGUCCACCCUGCAAGUGCCUAGAGACCCCACACCUCCAGCCUCCCUCUGAAUUCAGGGUUCUCUGUCCUGAGGCUGCCCAGGGGAGCCUGGCUGGGGCGAGGUGGGCCGGACACGGGCCUGGGCGAGUCUCACCACAGAGGGGCGCCGCUGAGCAGCCAGGCCUCCUGAGGAGGAGUGGACACUCUCCCGGGAGGCCCUGGGAUCCGCCACCCACAAGCACACUUGGAGGCAGCAUCCUUGCAGGACUCGCGCCAGGGCCUGGGGCCCUCCAGCCAGCCCAGCACGCCACCGCCCUUCUGUCCCCAGCCACCCGCGAGAGAAUCUGGGUCGCCAGGGCCUUGUCCUUCACCAAGGCAAAGCCGGCUCAGCCUCAGAGCCGCAGGCCAGAGCACCUGUCUGCAUGAGUGAGCACAUGGGUGUUUUUGAGUCUGUGGGUGUCACAGAGAGGAGAUCGGGAGCUGCCUGCUCACAGGCACUUUGGGACCCCGAAAGAAAAGGCUGUGCCGAGAGAGUUCUUCCAGUCAGGAGGUUUGGGAAUGGGGGAGAAGGGAGUGCCUGGAAUUCCGACCUCAGAACUGAGCCUCCGAAGUGGGAAACGGUGGCUCCCCUACGCGCUCAAGGGCCAGGCAGGUGCAUCCACCCUGCCUUGCGUGGCCCAGGUGUGAGCCGGUGGGCAGAGGUGUGGCCCUGGGUCCAGCUGAGAAGGCUCCUGGAUUGACAGGUGUCAUGAAGACUGGAGAUGGGUCUAUCAGGACCAUCCGCAUGAUGUCAGCCAAGGAUCUCAUGGCCUGCCUCUGCCAAGGGAGGACCAGCACCUUGUCCUGAGCACUCCCAGCUUCCCAUUGCCUUCAACCUGGCUGCAUUCAGCUGCCAUGCCCCUACCUCCUGAUGUGGCCAGCACCCUCCAGGACUUCAUCUCGGUGCACUCAAAGGCCGAGGACGUUGCUGGCCAGCAGGAAAUUCCUGGUGCAUCCAGGAAGACUUCCAAGAGGUGGUGGAGCAGGGGGCACCACACCCAGACAGCUGUGUGUAAUUGUGCAGCUGCGAGCUGCUGUGGGUGCUGGCCGGAGUGCAUUCUGUGCACACUGGACUGUGUCACCACAGGCAGGCUGUUGCCGGAGGAGGAACUGUUGGCCGCCAAGGCCUAUGUGCCUGGAAACCAGCGGGGCUGCUGCAGGAGGAGGGCUGCAGGAUGCUCCAGCUCAGACCCGACUCAGGGUUUUAGAGGGCACAGGGCAUAAGGCUGUGGACAUAGACAGCCCUACUGCGCAGGAAGAGCAUAAACCAGUCAGAGGACAUGCAUGUGGGCUGCUGUUGCAUUCUGGUCUCCUUUGAGGUAGGGAAGGACGUAUUUCUUUCUAUUUUAUGGGUGAGCAAACUGAGGCACAGUGCUGGAGUGAUUUCCCACGGCAUCGAUGGCAGAUUUAGCUCCAGGGCUUAGAUUUUAGGAUUCUGCCUCUCAAAUACCGUGAUGUAUCGUGGGCUUUCUCUCCACAGAAAAUUAGAAACUCAGAAAUGGAAAGGGAACAAUGAAACUUACCCAUUCUCCCACUGCUCACAUUUCCUUCUGGUCUUUUUGUGUGUGCAUAUAAAAUAGAUCUCAGAAAA
This is a messenger RNA of Pongo pygmaeus (Bornean orangutan), 2729 nucleotides long. RefSeq lists its product as uncharacterized. The coding region runs from base 1 to 729 and encodes 242 amino acids. The record is from RefSeq and is a predicted model, not a curated record. NCBI's taxonomy places the organism in Eukaryota, Metazoa, Chordata, Mammalia, Primates, Hominidae. The transcript has 3 exons.